Molecule: messenger RNA, 234 nt
Organism: Thlaspi arvense
Lineage: Eukaryota; Viridiplantae; Streptophyta; Magnoliopsida; Brassicales; Brassicaceae
Source: the annotation of a GenBank genome assembly
UUUUACGUGCAGCCAUUGUCACCAACAGAAGCUGCAGCUAGGGCCAAAAAUCUCAAAGAACUCACCAUCAAGCUCUUCCAAACCAUCGACAACAUAAGUUUUUUCUUCUUUAGGGUUAUGUUUUCUCCUGAUUUCUUGAUUGAUCUAAGAUUGUUGGUUCUUGUGUGGAAGCUGGAUGUUGCGGCAAGGUCAAAGAGCAGCUUAGAUGCUAAGAAGUAUUACUCAGAGACAUGC